CGCCCCGCCCCGCCCAGGGGCGGCCCUUGGGGGGCACCGGCUGCGGAGCGGGACCGGCACCGGCACCGGGACGGAGCAAUUGGGCUGGAGAACAAUAGCGGCGCUGGAAAACAAUGGAGCUGCCGCACCUUGGCGCGUAGGGAUGCGGGAAGGACGCGGGGAAGGGAUCCCAGCCCCGGAGUAGCGCCUGAGCCGGAGCCCCCAACAGCAGCGCGGGGAGGAUCAGCGGGACGGGCUCAGCUCCCAUGACAGGAGUGUGGGGGGAUGGAUUACGGAGGUGGAGAGGACCUGGUUCCCUGCGGGAAAGACAAAUUCAUCUCCAAAAAUGAGCUGCUCUUGCACCUGAAGACCUACAACAUCUACUACGAAGGGCAGAACCUGCAGCUGCGGCACCGGGAGGAGGAAGGGGAGCUCAUCGUGGAGGGGCUGCUGAACAUCUCCUGGGGGCUGCGGCGCCCGAUCCGCCUCCAGAUGCAGGACGACAACCAGCGCAUCCGACCCCCCCCCUCCUCCUCCUCCUGGCACUCCGGCUGCAACCUGGGAGCCCACGGGUCCGUGCUGAAGCCCAGCACCCUGCCCGACAUCCAGGUGACGGAUGCAGAGCCCACACCCAACACGGAGGCUCCCGGGAAUGGCACAGGUGAGCCGGGCUUGGAUCCAGCUGGAUUUAUCCAGGAGGUUGGGAGCAGCUGCCUCGUGCUGCAGUUUAACUUGAGAAAAUGCAAACCAGGCUUCGUUUUAACUCCAGACUCAGUUUCCCGUCACGCUCCAGGUUCCUUUAAGCCACUUCCAAAGAACUUUUAUUUAUUUUGUUUAAUCUUAGCCCCACAUGGCCCAAAACUCAGUGAUUUAAAGAUCUUUUCCUACCUAAAUGAUUCCAUGGUUCCCGUGGGUUUUUGCUCAGUGGGAUGUGGUGGAGAGGAGCUUGGAAAGAAAUGGGGGGGAUGGAGCAAAGAGCCCCGUGGGAUCGCAGGGAAAAGGAUGUCGGCGCUUCCCCUUCCCGGAGGCUCCGCUUUUGGGGAAGAAGAAUGGGAGCAUUGGGAAGCGCCGUUACCAUGGGAAGUCAACAGAGCUGCAAAGUGUUUGUCCCCUCCCUGGUUUUUCCUCUGUGGAGGGGGAAGAGCUCGGCCAGCGCUUCAGGUCCUCAAACUGCUGCUCAAUAAAUUCAAGAUCGAGAACUCGGCGGAGGAGUUUGCCCUGUACAUCGUCCACACCAGCGGAGAGAAGCAGAAGCUGCGGGGCAGCGACUACCCCCUGAUCGCCCGGGUGCUGCAGGGCCCCUGUGAGCAGGUCUCCAAGGUUUUCCUCAUGGAGAAGGACCAGGUGGAGGAGGUCACCUACGACGUCGCUCAGUACAUCAAGUUUGAGAUGCCCAUCCUCAGGAGCUUCAUCCAGAAGCUGGAGGAGGAGGAGGAUCGUGAAGUGAAGAAGCUGAUGCAAAAAUACACCAUCCUCCGGGUGAUGAUCAAGCAGAGGCUGGAGGAGAUCUCGGAAGGUCCGACUGCGAUGUGAGACCCUUCACCAGAGCCAUGUGCCUGUAGGAUGUACUGUACCAAAUCCCAAAGCCCCAGCAUUCCCAGAACAUUCCCAGCGUCCAUCUGGAUCGCUCCAGCUCUGAGCCAGCCCAUCCUCCCGUGCCUUCACCUGCGCAGUGUCCUCGGGAGGUUCCUCCUCGGCACGUGGGGCUCUUCCCAACAAGGCUCUGGCUGGUGGCAGCUUCAGCCAAAAACCUCAAAUCCCUGGAAAACACAGGGAAAAACAGGAGGAAAAAAAAAAAAGAGAGAGAGAGAGGAAAUCCAUGAGCAGCACAAUGAGGGCUACAGGUGUUCCAGAGCAGGAAUUUGGGGCUGAGUCUGGGGACACCCACACAGAGGCCCCGCUGCUCGGUGGCCGGAGAGCACCAACAGUUAAAUAAUUCCUCUUUUUUUUCUUUCUUUUUUUUUUUCCUUAAGAAAAGCACAUUUCUAUUGCAAUAAUUCGCAGGUGAUGGGAAGUUUUUGUAAAUCCAAAGUGUUGCCUGAGAUUUUGGGGGGUUUAACCCUGACCUGGUGGAUUUACAGCACAGGAGUAAAUCGCAUUUUUCCGCCCCUUCCCUAAACCUGCAUCCGGUGGCGUCACCCCCUCCCUCCCCCUUUCUAAUUUGCACUAAUAUUAGGGAUUUUUAAGGAAAUCAUGAUGUCAAACCUCUCUGGUAGCUGUAAAUGCCAAAUAGCACUCGCAGGGAUAGUUUGGGGCAUCUCAAGGGAUGCUGGAUGGAAAGGGAGGGAGACAGGAGGAGAAGGAGGAGGCAGAAAUAAAGAGGAUUUUGUUUUCCAAAUCCAUCUUCCAGCAGUGCCAGCACAUUAUCCUGGUGAAACCAGACUGGCACUGUUACCACCAUCACCUGGAAAAACCUCUUUCCUCCCAGGCUAAACCAGCAAUAUCAAUUUUAUACCUCGAUGUGAACUAAAACUCUGACUUUCUCCCUCCCUAUGAGUUUUUGCAAUGUAUCUUUGUAAUUUUUUUUUUAAGUGUUAAUGGUACCUUUUCCACCUCUAACACGUGUUCAGGAAAGUGUUGUACAGCGAGAGGAGCCUUUUAUGUGUUUGAAGGAUGAUUGUGGCAUUGCUGCGUGGAUUAACAAGAAAAUAAAAUAUGUAGCAACUUAAUACAGAAUAAAA
Neopelma chrysocephalum (saffron-crested tyrant-manakin) is the source of this 2660-nucleotide messenger RNA. It is a transcript of the gene RASSF2, whose product is annotated as Ras association domain family member 2. Gene Ontology annotation, biological process: positive regulation of protein kinase activity; positive regulation of JNK cascade; regulation of non-canonical NF-kappaB signal transduction. NCBI's taxonomy places the organism in Eukaryota, Metazoa, Chordata, Aves, Passeriformes, Pipridae. The record is from RefSeq and is a predicted model, not a curated record. Bases 265 to 1512 code for a protein of 415 amino acids. Gene Ontology annotation, cellular component: cytoplasm; nucleus. The transcript is spliced from 11 exons.